Molecule: messenger RNA, 750 nt
Organism: Yarrowia lipolytica CLIB122
Lineage: Eukaryota; Fungi; Ascomycota; Dipodascomycetes; Dipodascales
Cellular component (GO): endoplasmic reticulum membrane; endoplasmic reticulum
Source: RefSeq, a predicted model, not a curated record
AUGAAGAUCAGUCUUGUUGCUGCGGCCAUGGCUCUGGCCUCCACUGCAUCUGCCUGGGGCAAGAAGGCCGGCCCCGUUGAGAUUCCCGUGGCUUCUCAUCUGCAGUUUUCUGCCGUCGCCCAGAUCGGCUCCAACUCGGACGUGGAGGCGUCUGACGCCGGAUUUUUCGUCGCCAACACCUUCAUCAACGGCGAAGACGUGCCCAUCAACCUGGUGUUCGAGAACAAGGAGAAGGACCCCAUCUCUGUGGUGGCCGUGGGAGGCACCUUCUACGACCUCAAGACCGACAAGGUGGUGGUCAGCGUCCAGGGCACCCAGGUGGGACCCAUCAAGGUCGACAGCGGCAAGACCGCGGCCCUGACCCACCAGUUCGAGACCAACCUCGAUGCCAAGGUCUACCGAAACGUCAUCCAGGUCUACAUCCAGUACGGCAACGAGGUGUACCAGGUGCACGCCUUUGACGGCCCCGUGUCGAUUGUCGACCCCUAUGUUUCUCCUCUGUCUUUCAAGUUCCUGUUUGCCCAGAUUGUGCUGGGAAUCACCGCCGCUGCUCUGGGAUACUACGUUGUUAACGUGUACGCCAUCCCAUACGCUACCGGCACCUACGGACAGGAGAAGAAGCCCGUUCGAGCCAAGCCUGUGGUUCCUGCUGGCUCCGGCGUCAAGACUGGACCCAAGGGCUACGAUGAGAGCUGGAUUCCCAAGCACCAUCUCGACCAGGAGAAGGUCAAGGUGAAGAAGAGAAGUUAA